UUCCUACUUUCUUUCUAACUAUUGAUGUAGAGAAUAACCCCCCAAAACCCUAACAGUUACAUAAUUUUACCAAAUGCAAAACUAGGAGCACAUAAGAAAAGCACUCAACAUUUUAGGGUUCCUUCGUCCGACAUCGAUUACCGGAAAUAAUAUUCUUCACGUCGAUCAAGGCAUCCCAUCAAGUCGCAAGGCCAGGUUUCUGCUAUCAGUGUCAGCGUAUUUGUUGGAACGGAGGUUGUAGCUUUUUAAAGUUUGAUUCAGUUAGCAGUUUAUCCAAAACGAGACGUAUUCAUUUUUGAAGCAUCAUGGCUGGUAUCUCUGGAAGUGAGAACAGGGAACCAAUCAACGAGCAAGAAGUUGCAGCCAAAUACGGCAGCAUAAGAACCGAAAUGAAUAAUAUUUACUCAAAAAUCACGGAACUUGAAAUGGAAGCAAGUGAGCACUCAUUGGUCAUUAACGCCAUACAGCCGCUUGAUCCUGCACGCCGUUGCUACAGAAUGAUUGGUGGUGUGCUGGUCGAAAGAACUAUCAAAGAAGUUUUGCCAGCUGUUCAACAAAACAAGGAAGGAAUCGAAGUUGUGAUUGCUCGUCUUAACGAAGCUUUGGAGAGGAAGAAGAAAGAGUUGACUGAUUUUGAGUCAAAGUACAAGAUUCGGAUCAGAAAAAAUGAUGGGGAAUCCAUGGAUGAUAAUAGCAAGAAAGAGGGGUCCACGCAAGGGGUUCUUGUGGGUCCUGCAAACGCCUAACUUAUUUUGGUUGUUAAUGUGAUUUUGUUCGAAUUAUCAUGCAUGCUUUUUUUCAUAAAUGGUGUACAAGAUGAUUACUAGUUGGGGUUUAAGAUAUUUCUUUUUAUUUUA
Helianthus annuus (common sunflower) is the source of this 857-nucleotide messenger RNA. RefSeq names its product probable prefoldin subunit 2. NCBI's taxonomy places the organism in Eukaryota, Viridiplantae, Streptophyta, Magnoliopsida, Asterales, Asteraceae. Gene Ontology annotation, cellular component: prefoldin complex; cytoplasm. Bases 306 to 746 code for a protein of 146 amino acids. Gene Ontology annotation, molecular function: protein folding chaperone. The transcript has 3 exons. Gene Ontology annotation, biological process: protein folding. The record is from RefSeq and is a predicted model, not a curated record.